Molecule: messenger RNA, 2437 nt
Organism: Rhinichthys klamathensis goyatoka
Lineage: Eukaryota; Metazoa; Chordata; Actinopteri; Cypriniformes; Leuciscidae
Gene: aste1a
Product: asteroid homolog 1a
Molecular function (GO): nuclease activity
Source: RefSeq, a predicted model, not a curated record
UCACACACUCUCAUUCCUCAACAUUCGCUCAAGUAAUAAACAAAAUAUUGCUGAAAGUUGGUGUCGAUCAUUUAUCAACAUGGGAGUCCAAGGAUUGAAGACAUUCAUUGAAAGCAGCAACAGAAAUGAUUUAAGGAGCUGGGCUUUUAGAGACAAACGACUAAUAAUUGAUGGAUGUAACUUAUAUUAUAUGCUGUACUUUGACUGCAGUCUGGAUCAGAUGCAUGGAGGAGACUAUGAUGCUUUUGAAAAGCUGGUCAUACAGUUCUUUGAGAACCUCGCAGCCUGUGACAUUAGCCCUUACGUUGUACUUGAUGGCGGGGCCGACCACACAGACAAAAAAUUUGACACUGUCAUGAAAAAAAACCAGCAGAGAAUAAAAGAGGCCUAUGCCCUGUCGAUGGGGAAGAGAGGGAGACUCCUUCCUACGCUCAUUAAAAAUGUGUUCAGACAGCUCCUUCAUAAGCUCAAGGUACCACUGGUUCAGUGUCUUGAAGAGGCUGAUUGGGAAAUUGCUGCCUUGGCUAAAGAGUGGAAUUGUCCUGUUUUGUCCGACGACAGUGACUUCUAUAUAUUCAACCUCAGAGCGGGAGUCCUGCCAAGCACACAUUUCCAGUGGAAAAAAGUGAGAGUGGACAAACGGACAAACAAAAAAAUCAUCCAAGCCAAACACUUCACAUUGGGAAAAUUCUGUACAUCUUUCAAAAUGAAUGCUGACCUUCUGCCAAUCUUCGCUUCCAUCUUAGGCAACGAUUAUGUGAAGUUGCAAAAUAUCAAGUACCCGAAUUGGGAGAAGUACUCGGUACCCGGCAUGAAAAAUGCUCGUAUUGAUGGGAUGCUUAACUGGUUAUCCAAGUUUCCAGGGCCGGAAGAAGCUGUAAGUGCCUUGCUGAAAUUUACAGACAACAAAGAAAAAGCCAUCGUCCAAGAAGCACUUUUGAUGGGAAUCAAAGAGUACAAACUCAUCCCUGGCUCUCUUGCCCCGUUCUUCGACUCAAAGGUGAUUCCACAGUCAGCUUUGACAGGUCCUCUGCAAGUUCUGCCUAAAUGGACCUUGAAGCCUCUACUUGAGGGGAGGAUGUGCUCCUCCAUUAUCGAUGUACUGUUACACCAAAGGGUUUCCUUAAUGCCCCAGGUUGAAAAUUUUCAACUCCCUAGUAGCAGUGAAAUCUCUCGUCCCAUACGCCAGGUGAUUUACGGGUUACUCUUGUUGGGAGGACAACAGACAGCAAAUAAACAAGCGUUAGCCGAUAAAGCAGGCACUGGCACAAGCAAGCGCUAUGUAGAGGAAUACGGCAGACAACAGUUAAGACUAAGCAAUCAGAAGGUUGAAGCCAUACAGACCAAGGUGAUGGAAGGACUUCAACUGGAAACAUUAUACAAGGAACCACAUGACGUGCGACUUCAGGUAUUCCUUGACACUUUGGGUGUGUCGCCCGCAAUGUUAAGAGGGAUCCCACGUGCUCUACAGCUGCAAAUGUUUGUGACCCGUUACUGGCUUGUAAACACACAACCUCAGCCGUGCCAAGUGCAUCUUUGGGGGCUGCUACUGGGAAUGGUCAAUGGAACGCUCAGCAGAACGCCUAAAACAGAAAGCGACAUGCUGUUGAGACUUAAAAAACUCCAAAUUGGUCAAGGAAAGCUGGAAGAUGACUUCUAUUUGGAAGAUGAAGCAGCUCAUCUAUACAGCCAGUGGCAGUCGUGCCUGAAGUGGAGUGUCAAUCUCAAUCGUUUACUGUUGGAUCCGCUAUUUGAACCAGAGUGUGCACGUUUGUACCGUGGAACACUGGUGCACCAGGCUGUUGGAGAGCUCAGGAGAGGCAUCGCUCUGGAGUCUCUGCUGAUGAGGGGCUCAGGCGCUGAGCAACUCUUCAAACAGCUGAAGGAUGCAAUCGUGAGCUUAGUGGGUGAAGACUUCAUCAAGAAAAUGAAAACUGGGCUCGAGAAGAGAGAUGCUGGGAAAACACAGAGUGCCUGCAAAAGCCAGAAUCAGCCUAUAGAUGAUCUGAGCAGUUGCUUUGAACAUCUGAUGGUUGAGGAUAUUGAUGACAAUUAAUAUGAUGAUCUCAAUGGGUGGAAUAAGGCCAAGGGUCACAAGACGGAGAUCUCUGACCGUCCCUACACUGCCCGUACCAGACACAAGGCUAAAGUCCGAAAUGCUGAUAAUCCCUCCAAGAAAUCUGAGAGGAUAUGCUAUAACUGGUAAAAAAUAACAAAAAAGCAUUAGUUUGCAGUAUUGCACUUACAAUGGAAAGGGCCAAGGCAUUGCACCAGAAUGAAUGUUAAAAUGAUAUAUGUUCACUGUAUGAUAUCAGAAUCAAGUCAUGCACAAUCCUAUUUUUGCUAUCUUGUAUUAUUUACUGCAUGACUUUGCUUUUCUGAUUUAAAUUAUAAUUACUUGAUUAUAAGAUAUUUGUAGCUGUUGGACAUUGGUAUC